AUGCAAUACGUGUCAAGAAACCUUUUUUUUUCAUUCGUUCUCAAAAAGCGUUUCGAUUCGCAUAUCUUCGAUACGUUACUGAGAAUUGCGGUCAACAAUGGGGGCUGCGAUGCCUGGAAAGCAAUCGCGUUGCUAUUGAGAAUCGUGGCGCUUCACAAAGCGCGGUGCACGCCUGUACUGGUGUCACUGGUGCAGGCAAAGUUCCGCAGCAGUCUCGCCCGCGUUUUGGACCAAACUCAAGACUUCCAGCUGGCUAUAUAUCUCGUCAAGAUGCUCUCGUUUCUGGCACCGAAUGGCGAGACACCGUCCACGAGAGUGCGGGGAAACUCGAUUAUUCAUUUGUGGGAAGAUUCGCGCAAAAAUAAAGCCUUUUUCGAAGACUCCGAUUUCAUUGCGUUGGGAACCAGUAAGCAUCCACUGUUUUGCGAUUUCGUCAUAAAGAAAAUAGGACCGCUAUCCAACUUUGGGAUCGCUCGAGCUGUUUCUUACACGACGCGGUCUACUAGCGGAAAAUCUGAUAUUAAGUGUGUUCAGUACACUUGCGACGUGAUUUACGUGUGGACAGCGACAGAAGAGCUCUUCGAAUUCAAUUUGCAAUAUUUUGAAAUUAGUGCCACUGCAACAGGUGUUCUUAAAUUGAAGCUGUUAAGCUCCCCAGCGUCAGCAAUUUCUGUCCUGGACCCCGCACUGGACCAUCCUUGGGCUGCAGCAACAGCUAUCUUUAUUGAAUUCGAUGACGCCAGAUUUAGCCAAAAUUUGCUGAAAAAUUGCCGCCGUCAAAAAGUGAGUGAGUGUACUUCCUUUAUUUCUGUGCAGUUCAACAGCUCCAGUCAGGGAGAAGUUGGUGAGUCUCAGAGCUUUGAACCCCUAGCUCUUCCAACACCAGAAAGAGAGUCAUCAGAUGCGCUUGUAUUACCAAGAAAAAAGGCCGCGACACCGAAGCCAAGUGGGCCGCCUAAUGUCGUGCGUGAAACUGCAGUAGUUCCAAAGCCGCUGAAGUUAGUUUUCCCCAGAGGCAAAAUCCAAAAAGCAAAGAAUAAGCCCAAUAAUCACACUGUGGAAGACGAAUGGGAUUUCAAGCAUUCUAGUGUGGGAAAUCAAGCAAAGUCGGCUUUGGGUUCUCCCGACACGCAUGUCGCAGCAGACUGGAGAGAAGCGGUUAAUGGACGCGAAGGAUCAGAUCCCGAACAGUCGCCGCUCGUAAUGGCACAGAAAAGGAAGCAAGCCAGAAUGAAUCGCAAGAAUAAGGAGGCCUUGGCCAUAGCGGCUACGCAACAGGCAGGAAUUACGUCACUGGGUCUUUUCAAACAACUUUGCGAUGAAAUUGAGACUGAAAAGCCCAAGGGUGCCUCCAAGUCGGUGGUUGUUAAGGAACAUCACCUACAUAAGGCAAAACCCAGCGCUGGAAUUUCAGAGCGUGAGAUUUUGCAGCUUGACAGCAUAUUUAAUAGUCUGGGGCCUUCUGCGCAUUGUAAGACGAAAAAACAGACCGCGAAUGCGUUAGACGCCCAAGUCAAAGCUAAAGAACAUACGAAAGAGCUGCAAAAGAGCCUGCCUGACAAGAAGGGAGGGAAGAGAAAGGCCGAAGAUCUUCCAAUUGCAAACACGCGGGCAACCAGAUCGAAGAAAGAAAUUAGAGAGCCGCUCAAGAGUGCUGCGGGGAACGAAGUGGACGUUGUCGUACAAAAGCCCAUAGCCACAGCGAUGGAUCCCCCCAGCGUAGGGAAGAUCUACACAUCUGCGGCCACCGCUGCCAGUGCUGCCGUUGCGGCGGAGUCCACAAACCUCGAUGCGACGACUUUGACGACUCCAUUUGCGGGCCUUGAUGCCGGUGCCAAGACAAAUAAUCUACUGGGCUCGUCUUUGACACACCAGUUACAGGACCAGAUUUUCAGUUCGAUCCACCAAUUCGCCGACGAGUUCACACGCAAAAUGAAGAUUAUCAACGACGAUUUCAACCGCAAAAUCAGUUCUGAGUUGUCGCAGAAAUACCAACUCUUGUUCGCGCAGCUACAAGACAGUUUUCAACGGGACGUGGCCCAAAUGUCUGAGUACUUGCAAGGAAUCAAGGGAAUGCUACAUUUACCGGAAGAUCAGCUUGUUGACGCCAUUCGGCGCGGGCGGAAACAGUUUGAGUAA
Molecule: messenger RNA, 2139 nt
Organism: Lachancea meyersii CBS 8951
Lineage: Eukaryota; Fungi; Ascomycota; Saccharomycetes; Saccharomycetales; Saccharomycetaceae
Source: the annotation of a GenBank genome assembly